UGUCGGUCGGGCGCGCUGCCUGUGCUGUGCUCUUAGUGAACUGUGGGCGGGAAAAAGUUCAGUGAACAAAGUGAAUGAACUGAGUGGUUUUCAUUUGUUUUUUGGACAAUCGAUUUAACAACGAAGGCAGUUUAGGCGGAAGGGAAUUCAAAACUUCAUAUUUACCAUUUUCUUUAUAUCUUUCACCCGGAAAGUUCAGAAAACACCAGCUUGUACAAAAUAAAACAAAAAGAAAGUUGUUCAAAAUGUUUCCCCACCGUAUAAAAACUCUAGCGAUCGCUUUAAUUUUUACCUCAAGUUACAUUAACUGCAAAACGAUCGAGACAACAACAACAAGUAAUUUCCAAACUAAAAACACAGUAAUAGACGAAAUUAAUAUAACUGAGACUAAUAUACCAAACGUGACUUGUAGAGGAGACCCUAUAUACUGCAAUAUAAGUAAAGAAGAAUAUAUAGACAUGUUGAACAACUAUAUAUUUCCAAAGCCGCAUGAGUGGGGUCUUAUAGCUACACACACCGUAGUUUUCAUAGUAGGGCUAGUAGGAAACGCAUUAGUGUGUAUAGCUGUGUUUAGAAACCCUUCAAUGAGAGGUUCAGUGACGUACCGGUGUUUGGUGAACCUGGCGGUGGCAGAUUUUCUGGUGAUCUUGCUCUGCUUGCCACCGACUGUGGUCUGGGAUGUCACGGAGACCUGGUUCCUGGGAGAGAUAUUGUGCAAAACGCUCGUUUAUUUUCAGUCGGUAUCGGUGACAGUGUCGGUCCUCACGCUCACGUUCAUCGCUCUGGAUCGCUACUACGCCAUCGUACACCCGUUCAGCCACCGUCAGCAGAAUGAGCCCAUCGUGCACGUCAAAACCAUCAUCUGCUUCAUUUGGAUUAUUUCGCUUUUGUUCAACAGCCCGGACCUCUUUUCCCUGACGACGGUGCAACAGCCUCUACGUUUCGAUCUCCCGCACAUGAUACAGUGUCAACCCACAUGGUCGGCUCACGCGGACCUGGUCUGGCACGUCAUCAAAAUCGUCUUUAUGUAUGCAGUACCACUAGUGCUGCUAGGAGGAGCAUAUUCCCUGAUCAUUUUGGAGUUGUGGAAAUCGGAACAAUUCCCCGGACAAGCUAACUGCAAACACAUUAAUGAAAAUAAACGCCUGUCCCGUCGCAAAGUGGCUAAGAUGCUGGUGGCAGUUGUCGUGAUGUUUGCCAUCUGCUACUUACCCGUGCACACACUGUCUCUGCUCAGAUACACUGGCGUUCUCGAUCAGCUGAACAACAACGACAUCGUUUCGUCACUGGCGCUGGUGUCGCAUAUUAUGUGCUACGUAAACUCCGCUAUCAACCCCGUCAUUUACAAUUUUAUGAGCGAAAAGUUCCGGCACGAGUUCCGACGCGCGUUCUGUUGCUCCUCCGGAUCGAUUCACGAGCACUCGACAACCCUCACCUUCACCGCCAAGUCGAAACCCUCCUUCGAGAUGAACUCACUUUCACAGAGGCCGCUCGUCAGCGAACUGACUAACGGAUAUUCGUAGAACUGUCGCUUGUGUAAACACAUGUAUUCUUAGGCAUAAGUUUAGACACUGUAAAACAUGUAGAAAAACUAGAAAAAUCCAGUUAAGUCUCUGCGAAUAUGGAAAGGAAUAUAGGUAUUUUUAGAGCGCCUGAAAACUGACAGAUACUGGAGCAAGGUACAAGGCCAAUAACAUCAAAUGAACAUUUAUUUUUGACAUUUUAGGUCAAUUGUAUUCAAAAUCACGAGUACUUUCAAUCUCACUGGGAGACAAAAAGUGUCCCAGAAUAUCCAUACAAUUUUGUUACUUUCCUCUUUUGUUACCCCACACAACAUGUACGGAAAACGAUAACAAAAUAAGAAAAACCCCUAUGGGACAAUUUUUAUAACUACUAGAUUUGAAAAAGCUACUGAUUCUGAGUAGAAAAAGAUUUUUUUUUUUAAUAUCACAUUUUAUAAAAGUGUCGAAAAAAAAGAAACGCUCAAAAAAUCGAAAUAUCUUACAAGUUUACAUUAUUCCAUAUCAGCCCAUUUGAUUGAACACGUGUGCCUAGUUAUGUUCAGUGUAAAAAUGUAAAACAUAGGAAAAAAGUUGAAAUUACCCGUCAAUCUAAACCACAAACACACACAAUCAAAAACACUUGUUUGUUGUUUACACAUCAUUUACGUUAAUUAUUUAAACUACAUUACCUAAUUUUUUUGUGCUAUGAACAAUAAUAAAUAAUUUGUAUCUACUAGAGAUUAGGCAAGAAUUGAUUACUAAUUGUUUACCAAAGUCUAGAAAUAUUUCCUCGCUCACUCCAAAUUCUACAGUAAGUAAGUACCUAGUUCUUCAGUUUGUCCUUCAUUUCAAAUUAACCAAUUUUGACGUUUAUUUGUGUAUUUGUUGACGAUCGGUCUGGAUCAGUCGGUAGUGACCCUGCCUGCUAAGGCCCGGUAAGGGCAUUUAUUUGUGUGAUGAGCACAGAUA
Messenger RNA from Leguminivora glycinivorella, 2471 nucleotides. Its product is annotated as orexin receptor type 2-like. NCBI's taxonomy places the organism in Eukaryota, Metazoa, Arthropoda, Insecta, Lepidoptera, Tortricidae. Gene Ontology annotation, biological process: G protein-coupled receptor signaling pathway. Gene Ontology annotation, molecular function: neuropeptide Y receptor activity. The record is from RefSeq and is a predicted model, not a curated record. Bases 246 to 1523 code for a protein of 425 amino acids. The transcript has 8 exons. Gene Ontology annotation, cellular component: membrane.